Messenger RNA from Perca fluviatilis (European perch), 5369 nucleotides. RefSeq names its product anthrax toxin receptor 1-like. Gene Ontology annotation, cellular component: membrane. The transcript is spliced from 18 exons. Lineage: Eukaryota; Metazoa; Chordata; Actinopteri; Perciformes; Percidae. Bases 1983 to 3887 code for a protein of 634 amino acids. The record is from RefSeq and is a predicted model, not a curated record. Gene Ontology annotation, molecular function: signaling receptor activity.
UGGCUGUUGGGAAGGUCUGCAGUAUUUUCUUGGACAAGAGAGAAAGAUAGAGGUGGGAUCCCUCACCGGGAAACACUGCCUGUUGGGUUGGUUGUAACACACAACCAAACAGGAAGCACAGCUGCUGAAAAUUGAAAAUUAAAUAAAAUAAAAAAAAAAAACACUUCUUUCACUUAUUUAAAUUUCCUCUAUUUAAAUGACGAUAAGACCGAGGUCAUUGUUUUUAGCCCGAGUGAAAGGUCCCAGUGUACAAGCCUAGACUUGGGGAGUCUUUCUGCUUUUAAAUCUGCAGGAGUGCGGAACCUGGGUGUUCUUGUGGACCAGUCCUUAAAAUUUUAUAAACAUAUUUCAUCGGUAAUCAGCUCCGGUUUCUUCCAACUACGCCUAUUGUCUAAAAUCAAGGGCUUUCUCACCACGAGAACUCUGGAAAUGGCGGUUCAUGCAUUCAUCACGUGCCGGCUAGAUUACUGCAAUUAACUUUACUGUGGUAUAUCUAGCUCACAAAUUGCCCGUCUUCAGUUAGUUCAAAAUGCGCCAGACUUAUUUUUAACUAUCGCAAAUAUGACCAUAUCACCCCUAUCCUCAAAUCUCUACACUGGCUGCCCGUUCGACAGAGAAUAGAUUUCAAAAUCCUGCUCUUUGUCUUCAAAUCUUUACAUAACUUAGCUCCCGUUUACCUAUCUAAACUUACUCAUCCGUACACUCCUACCAGAAGCCUUAGAUCACACGACCAGUUUCUGCUGGUAGCUCCUCGUGCCAGACUAAAGCGGAGAGAGGAGCGCGCUUUUGCGGUGGCAGGGCCUCGUCUGUGGAACAGCCUGCCUUUAGAGAUCAGAACAGCCCCCAACCUUGCUAUCUUCAAGUCGUUGGUAAAAACCUACUUAUUCUCAUUAGCAUAUUGAUUUCCUCUUUGAUUGGUCCUUCUUUUGUAUAUUUGAGUCAGUGUUUUAAGGUUGCUCUUAGCCUUGUUGUUUUUAUUUUGUGUCUUACGCUUUGUCUUGCUGGUUUUACGUUUUUUAUGCUAGCUCUGUAAAGCACUUUGGUCUGUCUAGCGGCUGUUUAAAUGUGCUAUAUAAAUAAAUGAACUUGAACUUGAUUUACCUCGGUGUUAAGACAAUACGUCAGUAGACGGACACUCGUAAAACACAUCACAUUGAUAACAUCAAUCUAAACAGUGCUUUAUCUUACAUAAUGAUUUAAAUGAUACAAACAUAAGUCAAAAUGACCUCCUACUAAACUAAACACCCCUCUACUCUGCCUCUGUUUGAUGUAGAGUUGGAAAUCAAUCCAUAUCUUCCGUAACUUUUUUUAUACACUUCAUUGUCUUUUCUUUUUGAUAAACCUGAUGUUUUUAUAACUGGCCUGUUAUAUUUCGCUGUUUUGUGAAUCACUUUGUAACGUGUUUUACAAAUAAUGAUUGUUUUAUUAUUAUGGUCUUCUCAAAGGUUAUUGCAGAUUCAGAGUAUUCGGGUUCACUGAGUUUAUUAUUUUAAUGAUCGUGUGGUUUAAAAGCAGCCAGCAGCCACUUAUAGUAUUACCACCAGGCGGCAGGACAAGCCAGCACAUUCUGUUUCAUUCCUCUCAUCCUCUGCAGAGAGAGAGAGAAGAGAGAGAGAGAGAGAGAGCAAGAUAUAGAGACUUGAAAACACAAAGAGAGUUUUGCAAACACUUCCAGGGUCUGGGGAUCUCUCUGUUGCAUGGUAUUGUCAUUAACAAAAAGCAGCCGCAGUGGGAGGUUGUGGAACUCUUCUUGUCUUUGUGCAUGCAGUGAUGAGAGGGUCCCAACCACAGUGAGAGACCCACAACACUCACUCAUGCUUUCUCUCUUCUCCACUUCAACCUCUGAGUUACACUCACUGCUCUCCUUUGGAUUAUUUCUUCUUCUUUUUUAUGCUCAAGACGCCUGUUGAGGAUUGAAAAGAAAAAGACUCUGCAAGGAGGAUUAACUUUGCAACUUUUUUUCCUUUAUUGAAGUUGGUUUUAUGAGAUUUUCUUCAGCUGGAAUAAUGCCUUUGCGUUGGAGUAGAAGCUCCUGGUUUCCAGUUGUGUUUGGUGCUGCGCUGGUUGUUCUUACCGCGGGCAAUGCUGGACCAAACCAGGACAGGAAGCAGCCAAGGUCGUCCUCAUGCUUUGGAGGCUUCGACCUCUACUUUGUUUUGGACAAAUCUGGGAGUGUGCAGCAUCACUGGACAGAAAUCUACAACUUUGUUGAACAUCUAGCUCAUAAAUUCAUAAGUCCACAGUUGCGGAUGUCCUUCAUUGUGUUCUCCACUGAGGGAAGCAUCUUAAUGAGCCUGACAGAAGACAGGGAACGCAUUCGUAAAGGUCUGGAGGAGCUCCACAGGGUUCUCCCAGGAGGAGACACCUUCAUGCAUGAGGGCAUCCUGAGGGCCAGUGAGCAGAUAUACUAUGGAAACACCGAAGGUUAUCGCACCGCCAGUGUUAUCAUCGCUCUGACAGACGGAGAGCUGCACGAGGAUCUUUUCUACUACGCUGAGCGGGAGGCCAACCGUUCCCGAAGCCUGGGUGCCUCUGUUUACUGCGUGGGCGUGAAGGACUUCAACGAGACGCAGCUGGCGAAGAUUGCUGAUAGCAAGGACCAUGUCUUCCCUGUGAACGAUGGAUUCGAGGCCUUGCAGGGAGUGAUCGACUCGAUCCUGAAGAAAUCCUGUAUCGAGAUCCUGGCAGCAGAGCCUUCUAGUAUCUGUGCAGGAGAGUCCUUCCAAGUGGUGGUGAGAGGCAACGGGUUUCUCCACGCCCGCAACGUCGAAAAGGUCCUGUGCAGCUUCCGCAUCAACGACACCGUCACUAAGAUGGUGAAGCCUUUGAUUGUGGAAGAUACGUAUCUCCUCUGCCCUGCACCAGUUCUCCAAGAUGAGGGGAUGGCAGCGAACCUUUAUGUCAGUAUGAACGAAGGUCUCAGUUUCAUCUCCAGUUCAGUCACCAUUACCACUGUGGGCUGUUCUGAUGGGACCAUCCUGGCCGUAGCGCUGCUCAUCCUGAUGCUGCUGCUGGUCUUGGCGCUCCUCUGGUGGUUCUGGCCUCUCUGCUGCACUGUGAUCAUCCAUGAACCCCCGCCACCGGCUGCGGACGAGAGUUCGGAUGAUGAAGACUUUGAAGCCCCUAAGAAGAAAUGGCCGACUGUAGACGCCUCCUACUACGGAGGAAGAGGAGUUGGGGGGAUCAAAAGGAUGGAGGUCCGCUGGGGUGAGAAAGGCUCCACCGAAGAAGGAGCAAAGCUGGAAAAGGCCAAAAACGCCAAAGUGAAGAUGCCUGAACAGGAGUAUGUGGAGGCCCCCAUGCGGGUUCUCAACAACGGCAUGCACAAACCCCUGGGGCCACGCAAGUGGUACUCACCCAUCAAGAGCAAACUGGACGCUUUGUGGGUACUUUUAAGAAAAGGCUACGACCGCGUGUCUGUAAUGAGACCUCAUCCGGGUGACAAGGGCAGAUGCAUGAACUUCACCCGCAUGAAGUCUCCGUCUCCUCCCUACCCCGACUACAACCACCACCCAUCCCCCAUCUACAACCCCCCCAGCAGGAGUCCACCUCCGCCGCAAGGCACGCUCCCACCGAGCCCCCGAAGCCCUCCAUCGUCUCCGACGUUCUCCUCCUCCUCCUCCUCCUCCUCCGCCCUUCCACUGCUGCCUCCAACACCUCCCCCCACGUCCGCCACUCCCUCCCCUCCCCUCACGCCUCCUCCUUAUACGCCACCUCCCACCCGGGCUCUUCCUCUGACCACGCUGCACAUACCCGACCCUCCGGCGCUACCGCCCACCCCUCCGCCCUCCGCCUCCCCGACUGGCUCCCUGCCUCCUCUUCCACAGGGACCUCCUCCGGGGCGAGCCCCUCCACCUGCCCGCCCGCCGCCUCGCCCUGGCCUGUAGAGCUCUGUGAGCACACAGGGACAGGAUUUUUAAAAAUUAUUAAAAAAAAAAUAAAAAAAACGCACCAACAAUCAGCACAUGACCAUCUUUGAUUGUACUUGCGAGUGGCUGCGAGCGCCUCGUGCCACGCUCAGUGGCAGACUUGUGAAGUGGAGCAGUGAGGACUUUGUCUUCAGCUAUUUGUCUACAGUGACUUUUGUACACAUUUAGCCCCGACACUGCAAUCGCUGAUGCUUGAAUUACACAGACAAUUCCCUACAAAUGAGGUCAUGCAGGCCGGCUUAAAAAAUAAAUAAAUUAAAAAAAACAUUCAGCCUCCGGCGUCCUCAGAGCUGGACCGUUGUCCCCUCCAUGCAGACACGCGAUUGGACGAACCCUGAUCAAGCAGAGGAACAACAGCUCGUACUGAUGCGUCUGCACAAGAAGCACAAUCGUGUUCAAAAUGAUCAUGACACUAAAAAAAAUGUGCCUGUGUAACAUUCCUAUCUUUUUCUGAUGAGAGAAACACUCAUGUUGCACAUUUCCCCCCCACUUACGAUUAAGGAUGAUUUAGAAGAAUCUAAAAAAAAAAAAAAAAAAAAAAAAAAAUCUGUUUUUAUACACUUGAAUGUUGAGCAAUUGCAUGCAAUAGUGUUUGAGUUGUUCUUUUUAUAACGUUUCUACCUUGUUUUAUACAACAUAAAUGCAUUUUUUUUUAUUUGUACUAUUAUUAUUGUUGAUCAUCAAUUUUUGUCUUUUUUUUUAAGGUAAGAAAUACAAUUGCUGAUAAACACAUGUACAGGAACCGUAUUGAAACAGCAAUGCAACGUAUCCGAACUUGUUCUUGCAACCUUUCUCUUCCGUGCCGUACUUAAGCAGCCUAAUGUGAGUCACAUCUGGCCUGUUCUUUGUGCACAUUACAGUUAAAAAAUGAAUUGGGACACUAAGUAACUGCAUAUGCUCUGUCUAUCACUAUAUGGACAAAAAUAUGUCAGAGUCAGGGAAAAGCUUUGCACACUGUCUUGCUCAAUCACCCACGGCCUCUAACAAAAAGGGUUUUAUGUAAAUAAUCAUUUUGAUGCAAUCAUGUGUGUUUAGCCGUCUGUGUGUGUGCGCGUCUGUGUGUGUGUCAAAAAGAAAAGAGACUAGUCUACUAGACGGAUUUGUGACAGCCGGUUUGAUCUAUUUCAACGAAAUGACCCGUUUCUUUCCGCUUUAAAGUCAUGGAAGCAUGGAACAGGAUGAAAGCAUGCCGUUUCAAGGGUCAUAUAAAAGUUCAGUGUAGAUUAAAGUUAAAAGGCUGAAAAAUAAAGUUAUUAUUUGAUUAGGAGUCAGAUUGCAAGCUCAUCCAUAGCAACCGGGAGGAGUCUUUCACUCCAAGAGUCUUAUAGAAAUGGCACGGCAAAACUGGAAAGACAGUUUGUAACUUUUCACCAAUACAAUGCAGUAUGUAGACACCGUUGUUACAUUCAAAAUGUAAGUAAACAAUUGAAGUGUAUUAAA